UGGGUCCCAUGCAGCAUAUUUUAUCUCGUCUCUUCACAGUUAGUCGUGCGUUGCAUUUUUUUUUUUUAUGCAUCGCUUGGGAUUUAAAAAAAAUAAUAAUGAAGUUGCUGUGCAGCUCUUGACGCGAAAUGACCGGUGGAGCCCCGAAAAUGCGCAGCUCCUCAGACGUGCUGGUGUUGCAUGACGCUCUCUCUCUCUCUCUCUCUCUCUCUCCCUCUCCCUCUCUCCCUCUCCCUCUCCCUCCCUCCCUCGCUACCGGCGUGCUAAAGGUGACCGGGGAGCCGCGCGCUCACUGCUCAUUAUUUAAUGUGUUCACAUUGCGCGGCAGCGGGAGGCGGAUGGAAAGCUUUGCCGCAGAUCUGCUCCGGACCCUUCCGCGUCUUCUGGAGGAGGCUGGUCUGUGUAUCGACGUCUAGCACGCUCUCAGGAUGUAUGUGCCGCCGCACACACCAGCAUCCCCUCUCACAGACACAGUGAGCUCCCCGCACCUAUAGGCUGCUUCUUUUUUUUUUUUCACCGCAGCGCUACAUUUUCAUCCCCAUUUUUCGUUUUGUCUCACCUUUGCCAGUGACGCUUGGACGUUUAUUAAAAAACGACGCGCAUGCGUUUGCACUUGGAAUAAUUCUGCAGCCUAAGUUGCAUCCCGGAGACCUUGUGUCAAAGUCGUCGGCAAGGAUCAGAGUUAGUGAUGUGGACUACUCUGGAGCGCGGAUGCUGGGGGCUCUUCUGCCUAUCCCUGUGGGCGUCCGUAGUCCGUGGGGCGCAAAGAGCCAACGAGCCUAGCAACAUGUCAUUUGUGAAAGCCACGGUGGACAAGCUGCUGAAGGGCUAUGACAUCCGUCUGCGGCCUGAUUUUGGAGGCGCCCCUGUGGAUGUUGGCAUGAGGAUAGACAUCGCCAGCAUCGACAUGGUGUCCGAAGUCAACAUGGACUACACCAUCACCAUGUACUUCCAGCAGUCCUGGAGAGACAAGCGCCUCUCCUACACAGGCAUUCCUCUCAAUCUCACUCUGGAUAACCGGGUGGCAGACCAGCUCUGGGUCCCUGACACCUACUUCAUUAAUGACAAGAAGUCCUUCGUACAUGGGGUGACAGUCAAGAACCGGAUGAUUCGCCUGCACCCUGAUGGAACUGUGCUCUACGGUCUCAGGAUCACCACGACAGCUGCCUGCAUGAUGGACCUGCGCAGAUACCCACUAGAUGAGCAGAACUGCACCUUGGAGAUUGAGAGCUAUGGAUACACCACUGACGACAUUGAAUUCUACUGGCAGGGAGGAAGCAACGCAGGCUCGGUCACUGGGGUGGAGAACAUUGAACUGCCCCAGUUCUCCAUCAUGGACUACCAAACCCAGUCCAAGAAAGCUGUGUUUGCCACAGGCUCUUAUCCACGUCUGUCCCUGAGCUUUAAGCUGAAGAGGAACAUCGGCUAUUUCAUCCUGCAAACCUAUAUGCCCUCCACCCUGAUCACCAUCCUGUCCUGGGUCUCCUUCUGGAUCAACUAUGAUGCGUCGGCUGCCAGAGUAGCCUUAGGUAUAACCACGGUGCUGACAAUGACCACCAUCAAUACCCACCUUAGGGAGACUCUUCCCAAGAUCCCCUACGUCAAGGCCAUUGACAUUUUCCUCAUGGGAUGUUUUGUGUUUGUCUUUCUGGCCUUGCUGGAGUAUGCCUUUGUCAACUACAUCUUCUUCGGUCGAGGUCCCCACCUGCAGAAGAAGGUGGCAGAAAAGGCUGCCAAGUCCAACAACGAGCAUAAGAAUAGAAUGGAGAGCAACAAAGUGCAGGUUGAUGCUCAUGGGAACAUCCUCCUGACCAACCUAACCAGCGACAUGAGUGGAGCAGAUAUGAUGGGCGUUCUCAACGACCCUCGGGCUACGAUGUUCUCGUAUGACAGUGCCAGCAUACAGUACCGCAAGCCCAUGACAAGCCGAGACCUAUAUGGGCGACCGCCCAUGGACCGGCCAGUGAGCAACAAGAAGAGCCGCUUGCGGAGGAGGGCCUCGCAGCUCAAAGUCAAGAUCCCCGACCUCACGGAUGUCAACGCCAUAGACAAGUGGUCUCGUGUCAUCUUCCCAAUCGCAUUUACCUUCUUCAACCUGGUCUACUGGCUUUACUAUGUCCAUUAGGGUGGCAGUUAGUGAGCCUGUGUGGCAGCGCCACUGCUAAAGAUUUCAUAGAAAAGCUACCUAGGUCUUGUACAGCAAUGGAAAUUAAGGAGCGCUCAGUCCAUUUGUACAAAUCCUGUUUUGGAAUGAGUAGUACUGGAUGUCUUUACAAUGUAAAUAAAAUUGAAUAUAUAAAUAUAUACAUAUAUAUAUAUAUAUAUAUAUAUAUAAAACAGAGUUAUAAUUUAUUAAAAAUCCUAUCACUUUUCCUGUACUCAUCUAUAGAAAAUAGAUAGAUAAGAAUAAUGGAAUUUAAGACAGUAAAGGUAUGGUAUUUCUAAGGUCAAACAUGCCGAAAAGACUUUGGUGACUCCAACAUUACGGGCAAUGAUCUUUCAAUUUGCUCGAUCUCUUUUUCUUACCUUCUGUUAUCUCACUUUUUUGCAUGUGAAUGGAACACAACUUUGUGUUAGCUUAGGUAAAAAAAAAAAAAAAACAAGAGAAAAGGAAAACCAGAUCAAAACAAGUAGUAGUAACAAAUGACAUUGUAAUGAGUUCGUCCUUAUUUGGUUUAAACCCAGUGCUGUGACUGAGGUACAUUUUUGAGGAGUUGGAUAUGUAUCAUUGUGUUGAAAUCCUUCUCACACAGUCAUGCUUGAGCUUACAAAACAUGUCAGAUUGCUUUUCAUGAAUGACGUGUUUUUUCUGAAAAGUUUCUUUUCAUUUCUGUAAAAAAAAAAAAAAAAAAAGCUUCACGUGGCUCUACUGAGCCACUCCGGCUCAGUAUUGUAUUAUAAUCAUUAUACUGUAUGCUUUCGAACAAUCAUUGCAUUUAAGGUAAGUUCAGGACAGAUGUUAAUUCGGAACUCCACUGAUUUCUCAAAAAACAAUGUUGUCAAAUUUGUACCUACUAUAUCCUCACACCGUCUAGGGGGCAUGUGCAAUGUCACUUUCUUUAAAGGAAAUCAGGUUAAGAAUAAGCAAUGAUGUCGCCAUAGGCUCAAAAUCACAUUCAAAAUUUCAAGCCCUGAUAAAACUCGCUGCUGGUUUUUGAAAUACGUAGUAUUACAGAAUUUCAUUGAACAUUUUCGUCCGAAACCUCAAAUUUUACUGUCCGUAAUUGUUUGAAUUGCAUAGAGGUUCAUCCACCUCAAUGUGUUCAAUAAUUUAAACAGCAAGUACGAGGUCAAAGUUGCUUUUAUUUGUCAGCGGAUUACCUUUCAGGUUAUUAUCGGGGCUUAUGUGGUCAGGGCCAGGGAUCAGUUGUUUGCUCCAGUCCUACAGUCGGGUUCAAAAACAUUGUUCAAGACAAACUAGUGGUGAGGACAGCAAGAGUAGGUGUGACCAAUUAGCAUCGCACUGUAGUACGUGUAGUAAGUGUAGUUACAAGCAUAGAAAUUAUAUAGAUAAUGAUAUAGAUAAUUUAUCACCCCACAAAUCCUGCUCAGUGCCAAUGCAGGAAGGAGCGUCUGCUCUACAGUAUGAAGGUAGGGCGUAUAGGUCAGGGACAUGGAUGGGCUUUAUAGCAAGGCUGAGUUUCAUGCAGGAGACUGGAGUUUGUGUUCUGUUGCAGACCUGCAAUUAAGAUUUGUCUUUUUUUCUUUCAAAUAAUCUUUCCCCAAAAGUGUUUUAGUUGCCCAACAGUAACCCUAGGGCUCCAGACAAAGCGUCAGUAUGUGUGUGUUGGUAACCACACCUUCACAAUUUUGUCAUAACCAAUAUCUUGCCCUAACCUUAACAUGGUUGCCAUACACAGAAAAUACAUUGGCAUUGAAUGUAAACUAAAACAUUAUCAUUGAACGUAAUCAAGGGUUUUUGCAGAAUUGUCCAUCAUGUCCAAUAUGGUGUCACAUGAAAGAUGGGACGAGCGUUACAAUCACAGGAAACCAAAGUGAAGCAAACCUCUGUGUGCUGUGUCCCCUGCUGAGGCAGAUCGUAUGUGCUGAAAACUGUAAAAGAAGAGAAAGCAGAUGUGGACCUUUCUUUUUUCUCUGCUGUACUCAGGUCUCUCUUGCAACAGAGAUAAUGAGAUUACCUGAUUAAAUAAAGGUUAUAUAUAAUGGCUGUUGACUUCACAAUGGUACAAGCAUUCUUUACAGAAACACUUCCCCCAUGCCGGACAGAAUGUCCUAAUGAUAUAUGACGUGGACAUUGCUUUCACCUAAGGAACUAACAUCUACACAUGGGUAACAAAUGAGAAGAAACAUCUACACACACAGUGUGUUCCUCCAGGAUUCCCCAGAACAGCUUCUGCUCCGCUUGUCAUUUUGUAGAUUCUCCGAGCCUGAGUACUCUCCUGGACAAACAGUGUUCCUCCAAAGUCUGUUCCCUCGGUUGGUGUUUUGGUGAUGGUUGGUGGAUCUCCUAAAGGUGUUUACCUGGUUACAGAUCGUGUGACUGUGAAGGCCAUCGGACAUGAUUCACAUACAUUAUAUUGGAAGUUUUCAACGAGCCAUCAUGAUCUGAAUGGAGACAUUACAUUCUUGAUGUUUGCCCACUCUUUUAUUCAGGUUUUUGCUUUAAUACAUCUGUUGGGCACAAGCUUUUAUUGAAUAAGCUGAAGCAGGGUUAUAAGCACAGAGUGUCUGGGUGGGACUUAUGCACUCAGUGACCAGAAAAUUAGAAACCACUGUGAGUACGAUGUUGGCACUGAUAACAGCCACCACAACCCGUCUUAUCCAUGGCCCUGUAGUGUGCUGCUGAUACAGCCGACCUGGCCAACUCUACAUUACCAAGAUUGAUGGAUGGACCUGCGUUCUAUGGAUGCUGUGUUUGUGUUCAUUCCAAAGGUCUUAGCAGGAUUUAUUGCACAACUUGACCAGCUGUGGCCAGGUCAUUCCAUCUGAAUGUUCCUUGAACAGUUCCUGGACAUUCUUUGACAUGAAGGCAGACAUGAAGCAUUAUUGAAAGUGUCCAUCAUGAUGAAUCCAGUUUUCUACUUCUACACCUUAAACCAUACUGCUCGUAUUGGUACUGAACGUUGGUAUUAGAUUUAGAUUGCGGUGUAGAAAUUUGUCCAAAAUUGGCAGAAUUUCUUGGGAUGCUGAGCUGUUCUUAACCACGAAACACUUUCAACAGCGUGCCAUGGACAGGAGAGGCACCCUGUGUAGUUGUCUGCUGUUACACCCCCAUGCAGGUAGAAUGAGACACAUUGUGUUUGUGUAAUCCCUUAUUCUGGCCAGUCACCUGCUAUCUCCCGCAUUUACAAUCUUGGUAGACCAAACAUUCAUAUUUCUUUAUUCUAGUCCUUUCAUUGUUUUACUUUGAAGAAGCUGCCUUUUAGAGCCCAUAAACUCUACAGUCCUUGUGAAACACAAUUGUGUUGACUUUCUCUCUCAUCUGCCCACUUGCAAAGCAAACAGGGAAUUUGAUUUGUUGGCUUUCGUAGAGACAUUAUGUAAAUGGUAACUUUUCACUUUUUUUGGCUCAAGCAGGGUUUCUAUUUUUCUGGUCACUGAGUGAGUUAGUCCACUGUGGGAUUGAUCAACAGCUGCGUUUUCUUAAGGGACAACUUGGGCCUUAUUUUCAUAGCUUUGGCCAUCUUUUCUGUCAGUAAUGCAAACAUUUUGCUCACAAACUUACCUGCAGAGAUCGCAGCAACAAACUCAGAGGGGUCAAGAAACCUGAGAAGUCAGACAGUCAGACAGGUUGUAAACAAUUACCUGUUAUCCAGAUGAUCUGAACUACAUAUUUGGAGGUAAAUAUAAAAGUGAGUGCGCCGAAAUAUUGGCAAUAAGUGAUGAUGAAAAAAAAUCAAGCGGUAUUUCCCAAAGUUAGUCUUUGGAAAUCUAUCCUUCAAACCUGUCUUUAGCUGUGUUCCCACUUUUCCAUCUAGUAUUACUGACAUCAAAUACGGCCUUAACUAUAAAAAUAGAGAAGAGUAAGACAUAAUGAGAUACAAAAUUGAAGUGGUGUUAGGUAAAAUGUUUUUUUCUUCCUCAAAAUUUCCCCAGUUGAGGACAAACUGUUACAGCUGCAACCACAACUUGAUGGUGAGGAGAAUGGUGGAUUGCUGGUCUUAUCAGGGCUUUAAUAAACAAAAAAAGCCCCGAUAAGCAGAUAGACUUCUACAGGACGCAGUGUACUCUUUCCUGAUGGCUGAAUAUUGUGCCUUUACCAAGAAUCUUAAUAUUCCACAGGGUUUAACUUCUAUCUAGUGAGUAGAAUUCAAAACAAAUCAUUUACUUUUUUUGGGAUUAAGAAGAAAGAGAAGCAAAAACAGGAGUUUUAAGAUCUUUUCUGAGGUAAAGUACGGUACCAUUAUCUAAGUGUAGACUGUAGGAUUAAGACAUUCCAGCAUUACGAAACAAUCUUUUGAAUUCAAUGCUGAAAAAGAAUCGUGUGCAAGGCUGGUCUCCAUGCUGCCAGCGCUGCUGUUUUUAGACUAAGCCGAGUGGACGGACAGAAGUGAAAGAAAACUUGUCUUUCUUCACCACAAAGGAAUCUGAGCAGACGGACACGUUUUUCUGUGAUCGGGAGAGCUAAUGGAAGACCUGAACAAAUGGUUUGCCUUCAGGCUGUGGAGAGGGAGGACAUGUGCUGGACUCUUAUUGUGUAAUAUUCCUGUUCAAUGUUUCUCUCAUGCUCUAUAUGUGCUCACACGUGGAAUAGGGGGUGGGCGUGUUUGCUUGUGUGCGUCUUUCUGCUUGUUUACAGGCAAAUACAGGACACUGUGCAGGAAUGGUUUUGUCAUUGUCCGUGUGAGUAUGUGUGUGUUUGUGUGUGUGUGUGUGUGUGUGUGUGUGUGUGUGUGUGUGUGAGAGUAUAAGCAUAUGGAGUGUGAGAGGGAGAAAACACUAAAUACAAAUUCUCUGUAUCAACUUACAGAUACAAUUUAAAUAAAACUGCUGACAUCUCUACCAA
Molecule: messenger RNA, 6967 nt
Organism: Anarrhichthys ocellatus (wolf-eel)
Lineage: Eukaryota; Metazoa; Chordata; Actinopteri; Perciformes; Anarhichadidae
Gene: gabrb1
Product: gamma-aminobutyric acid type A receptor subunit beta1
Exons: 9
Coding region: 689-2125 (478 amino acids)
Biological process (GO): monoatomic ion transmembrane transport
Cellular component (GO): membrane
Molecular function (GO): extracellular ligand-gated monoatomic ion channel activity; GABA-A receptor activity
Source: RefSeq, a predicted model, not a curated record